AUGAUAAUUGAUACAACAGAAAUAGAGACUAUCAAUUCUUUUUCCAAAUUGGAAUCCUUAAAAGAAGUCUAUGGGAUCAUAUGGAUGCUUGUCCCUAUUGUGACUCUUGUAUUAGGAAUCACAAUAGGUGUACUAGUAAUUGUUUGGUUAGAAAGAGAAAUAUCUGCAGGAAUACAACAACGUAUUGGGCCUGAAUAUGCCGGCCCGUUAGGAAUUCUUCAAGCUCUAGCAGAUGGGACAAAACUACUUUUGAAAGAGAACCUUAUUCCAUCUACAGGAGAUACUCGUUUAUUCAGUAUCGGACCAUCCAUAGCAGUAAUAUCUAUCUUUCUAAGUUAUUCAGUAAUUCCUUUUGGUGAUCACCUUGUUCUAGCCGAUCUUAGUAUUGGUGUUUUUUUUUGGAUUGCCAUUUCAAGUAUUGCUCCCGUUGGACUUCUUAUGUCGGGGUAUGGAUCAAAUAAUAAAUAUUCCUUUUUAGGUGGUCUACGGGCAGCUGCUCAAUCAAUUAGUUAUGAAAUACCAUUAGCUCUAUGUGUGUUAUCAAUAUCUCUAUUAUCUAACAGUUUAAGUACAGUUGAUAUAGUGGAAGCGCAGUCAAAAUAUGGUUUUUGGGGGUGGAAUUUGUGGCGUCAACCCAUCGGGUUUAUCGUUUUUCUAAUUUCUUCUCUCGCCGAGUGUGAAAGAUUACCUUUUGAUUUACCAGAAGCAGAAGAAGAAUUAGUAGCAGGGUAUCAAACCGAAUAUUCUGGUAUCAAAUUUGGUUUAUUUUACAUUGCUUCAUAUCUGAAUCUACUAGUUUCUUCAUUAUUUGUAACAGUUCUUUACUUGGGAGGUUGGAAUCUUUCUAUUCCGUACAUAUUUGUUCCUGAUAUAUUUGGCAUAAAUAAAGGAGGUAAAGUCUUUGGAACACUAAUUGGUAUCUUUAUCACAUUAGCCAAAACUUAUUUGUUUUUGUUCAUUCCCAUUGCAACAAGAUGGACUUUACCGAGGCUGAGAAUGGACCAACUAUUAAAUCUUGGGUGGAAAUUUCUUUUACCGAUUUCUCUAGGUAAUCUAUUAUUGACAACCUCGUCCCAACUUCUUUCACUGUAA
Messenger RNA from Solanum lycopersicum (tomato), 1092 nucleotides. The record is from the annotation of a RefSeq genome assembly. Lineage: Eukaryota; Viridiplantae; Streptophyta; Magnoliopsida; Solanales; Solanaceae.